This is a messenger RNA of Neofelis nebulosa (Clouded leopard), 3910 nucleotides long. RefSeq names its product activin A receptor type 1C (gene ACVR1C). The record is from RefSeq and is a predicted model, not a curated record. Gene Ontology annotation, cellular component: activin receptor complex; plasma membrane. The transcript has 9 exons. Gene Ontology annotation, molecular function: ATP binding; activin receptor activity, type I. The coding region runs from base 148 to 1629 and encodes 493 amino acids. Gene Ontology annotation, biological process: protein phosphorylation; cellular response to growth factor stimulus; nervous system development. NCBI's taxonomy places the organism in Eukaryota, Metazoa, Chordata, Mammalia, Carnivora, Felidae.
CAUGGAUUAGAGCCAACUGCGCUCUUCAAAAGGGUGCCGGGCUGUGCUUCCCUCCCGCGGCCCGGGAACUUCAAAGCGGCCCGCGCUGCCCGGACCGCCUAGCUCCGCUCUGGGACCUCGAAGCCCCGGCGCGGCCGCCUGGUGGCCAUGACCCGAGCGCUGUGCGCGGCGUUCCGCCAGGCUCUCCUGCUGCUCACCACCGCCGCCGCGCUCACGACAGGAUUGAAGUGUGUAUGUCUUUUGUGUGACUCUUCAAACUUUACCUGCCAAACUGAAGGAGCAUGCUGGGCCUCGGUUAUGCUAACCAAUGGGAAAGAACAGGUGAUCAAGUCCUGUGUCUCUCUCCCAGAGUUGAACGCUCAAGUCUUCUGUCAUAGUUCCAACAAUGUUACCAAAACUGAAUGCUGCUUCACAGAUUUUUGCAACAACAUAACACUGCACCUUCCAAAAGCAUCUCCAAAUGCCCCAAAACUCGGACCCAUGGAGCUGACCGUUGUUAUUACUGUGCCAGUUUGCCUCCUGUCCAUGGCAGCGGCACUGAUGAUAUGGGCGUGCCAAGGUCGCCAGUGCACAGACAGGAAGAAAAAGAGACAGAAUGUGGAGGAACCCCUCUCUGAGUGCAAUCUGGUAAAUGCUGGAAAAACUCUAAAAGAUCUGAUAUACGAUGUGACGGCCUCUGGCUCUGGCUCCGGUCUACCUCUGUUGGUUCAAAGAACAAUCGCAAGGACGAUCGUACUUCAGGAGAUAGUAGGAAAAGGUAGAUUUGGUGAGGUCUGGCACGGAAGAUGGUGUGGAGAAGAUGUGGCUGUAAAAAUAUUCUCCUCCAGAGAUGAAAGAUCUUGGUUUCGUGAGGCAGAAAUUUACCAGACGGUUAUGCUGAGACAUGAGAACAUACUUGGUUUCAUAGCUGCUGACAACAAAGAUAAUGGAACUUGGACUCAACUUUGGCUUGUCUCUGAAUACCAUGAACUGGGCUCCUUAUAUGACUAUUUGAAUAGAAACGUAGUAACAGUGGCUGGCAUGAUCAAACUGGCACUUUCCAUAGCGAGUGGUCUGGCCCACUUACAUAUGGAGAUUGUUGGUACACAAGGUAAACCCGCGAUUGCUCAUCGAGAUAUAAAAUCAAAGAAUAUCUUAGUGAAAAAGUGUGAAACGUGUGCCAUAGCGGACUUAGGGUUGGCUGUGAAGCAUGAUUCAGUACUGAACACUAUUGACAUACCUCAGAAUCCUAAAGUAGGAACCAAAAGGUAUAUGGCUCCUGAAAUGCUUGAUGAUACUAUGAAUGUGAAUAUCUUCGAGUCCUUCAAACGAGCUGACAUCUAUUCUGUUGGUCUGGUUUAUUGGGAAAUAGCCCGAAGGUGUUCAGUUGGAGGAAUUGUUGAGGAGUACCAGUUGCCUUAUUAUGACAUGGUGCCUUCAGAUCCAUCAGUAGAGGAAAUGAGGAAGGUUGUUUGUGACCAGAAGUUUCGACCAAAUAUCCCCAACCAGUGGCAAAGCUGUGAAGCACUCCGAGUCAUGGGGAGAAUAAUGCGUGAGUGUUGGUAUGCCAAUGGGGCAGCCCGCCUGACCGCCCUUCGUAUUAAGAAGACUAUUUCUCAACUUUGUGUGAGAGAAGACUGCAAAGCUUAAUGAUGAUAAUUGUGUUAAAAAGAAAUCUCUCACAGCUUUUCUUUUCUCAUUUUCCCUCUUUAUGUGAAUGUUGUUGCCUUUUUUUGUUGUUGUUCUACCUCAAAGAUAAUGCAGGACAGUAUUUAAGAGCCCAAAGGCAGCAUGAAAAAUAACUCUAAAGUCAAGCAUGGGCAGGAGUUGACUUCAUCCCAUCUCUGUGUUGUCUUUAAUUUUAUUUUGAAAAGCAACACAUCGAUUCAUCUUUUUUGUUUAAUAAGAUAUGACAAAAAUGUAAAAUAAGCUAUAUAAAAAUAAUACAAGCCAUUAAGGUUUUAUUUUACUUGAAUCAAGAGCACAUGAAUGAAGAAAAAGAAAUGUAAAAGCAUUUUUUUUUCCUGAGACGAAAACAGUUUCAUUAAAAAUGUGAACUAGAGCACAUUAUAUCUCAGCAGAACUCUAGAUGAUAUAAUCUGUGGUUUUCGCUUUUUUUUUAAUUAAGAAGGAUCUUUUAAAAAAGUAAAUAUUGCGCUGAACUUCAGUGUCUAAAACAUGUAAAAGGGGAGCCGCUCGGUUAGAAGGUGAAAGUGAGGUCAGAAGUAGCCACUUCCUUGGCCUUGUCUCUUCCCAGUGUCCUGCUCUCCAUAAGCCUCUACCACAGCAGCCCCGCAACAGUGUGAAAGCCACUAAAAUUUUUACUUCCUCUCAUUUCCAAAUGAGACAUCUGACAGCUUGAGACACUGAGAAAUCCCAAAAGUCACACAGCUAGUGGUGGCGCUGGACCUUGGUCCAAAUCUUGUGAUAAUCUGUAGACUUAGCCAACUUCCUCCUUUCCCUUAAAAUCCGUGUAGUUCUUUUCUCCCUAUGCAGAAACAACAUCUUUCAUGGUGGUAUUCGUGGUCUAGUCAAACAGAAGACAAAUCGGGUCAUUUUGCACAAUCAUAAUGGACCUGCAUGAACUCUCACAAUACUCAUUGGCAUUUUCCUCAUGGAAAUUUCAUAGUCCACCUGUUUGUUAGAUAAAUAUUAAUGUUUUCUGCGUACUUCCAGAGAUUAAUCGGGCAUAUAGAUCCAUUGUUAGAAGAUGUCUUUCAGAUUUAUUUCAGAGGUCCCUACUAUUUUUGUACAUACAUACUUAGAACAGAGGGAAGAGGAAAGCAGGAGAUGUUUUGAGAAAAAUUAAGAAAAUUCUUCAGUAACUAUAAAUAGAUAUUUCCCUACUCUUUCAAAAUGAGCAAGCAGAUGCAGAAGAAGCCUCAUGAUACUUUUGGCUUUAUUUUACUUCCUGUGGAGACAGAAGUGAUGAAUUCUGAAUAAUACAUGAAACAUUGAGUAUUUCCUUCAAAUCUGUAAUUCUGCUUUGGUAAAGGAGAUUUAACAUGGUAUCUUUUAUUGUCCUAAAACACUGCUUCCUAAACUCUGUUCCUUAGAACACGCUUCUGUUGAGAUGUUCCAAGGCCAAAACCGUUCUUUGAUAGAUUCUUAGAAAGUGAUACUGCACAUUAGUAUAUCAUGUGCUUUGAGGAAUAUAGCCAUUAAGAGAUGUUACUUGAAUUUCUUUGAAUUAGAUUUCCCAAAUUAUUUGACCUUGGAACCCUUUUUAUUAAGAACAGGGCAGACCUUUUUACUGUCCCACAUUUUAGUGUUCUACAAAGCAUAACUUGGGUAACAGUGUUCUAAAGGAUAUAUCUAUGUAUUUUCAUGUAGAGCACAAUCUAUUGGUUAUAAUUCAUUUCACUAUGGAAAUAUGUUACUGAACCCAUCUUCGUUUGACUGGGAUCAGAUAUCGAAGGUCCAAAUCUGAUGCCUGUGGCACUGUCAUUCAUGCAGUUAUCCAUUCAUUAAAUAAGAUAGGGGACCCCAUAUCUUCAUCGCCACAAUAUUGGGGCCAAUAGAGAAAAUAUGGAUACGUUCUGCCCCUGGGGAUUUUAAAAGCCAAUUUGGAAAUGGGAACAGGGAUGUAGGUGUUGGGUUGGGGGGAAGGAAAUAAAUUGACAAAUAGAAUACAAAGUAGGAAGUCUUGAGUUCUGUAAGACAGUGGGUUCCUGAAAUUGCUUUCAAUUUGCAAAACAUUUAGAAAGUAUCUUCAUUUGGUUAUUGCAGACAUCAGUUUUUAAAGUGACUAUGUGAAGGGAUUUUAAAAAGAGCUUACGUGAAGGGGUAACCUUGUUUGUGCUUGUUACCUUGAUUUCUCAGAGAUUGUUUACGAAUAUAUGAGAAUGAAAUUAUUUAUUUACUGUAGUUGUACUAUAGCUACAUGGUUGUCGAAAUAAACAAGAAUAAUAUCUCCUGUUUUAUUCACUUA